AUGUUUCCUGUUCCUCACAAGGACUAGCAGGGCCAGUGGCCAGCGUGACCUCAAAGAGCACAGGUCCCCAGCGUCCACCCCCGGCCAUGGUUCCUCCAGUAGCUCCACAUGCCCGGCCCCCCUACCCGGCCCCAGGACAGCUGUUCCCAUCUACCAGAUCCAUGGAACCCAAUGAAAUGCCUGCUGUCCACCACUGCCCCUCAGACUCUGCCACAGCGGGUGAGACCAGAGCCCCCCAGGGCACGGAGCUUAUCCCCAGGAGAGCCAUCAGUCGCUCUCCAACCUGUGCACGCUGCCGCAACCACGGUGUUACUGCCCACCUCAAGGGCCACAAGCGCCUCUGCCUCUUUCAGGCUUGCGAGUGUCACAAAUGUGUCCUCAUCUUGGAGCGCCGAAGGGUCAUGGCUGCUCAGGUGGCCUUGCGUAGGCAGCAGGAGGCACAGCUAAAGCGGCACCUGGCUCAGGGACUGAUAAGGAGAGGGGAAGCCCCUCCCAAAGCUCCCAGCCAUGUCAAGAAGGGAGCCACUCGACCAGGGCUCUGCCCUGGAAAAGAGAACGUAGUGCCCCAGGCUGAGACCCCCCAUGGGGCAGUCCCACAGGCACUGACACCUCCUGGGAAGACCUCCCAGGGACCUCUGCUGCUCAGCCGUCCCCCAAAUGCCUUGCCUUUGCCCUGGACUCCAGUGCCUCCAGGCCCUAGGGCCCCUGGACACUGGCUGCCUCCAGGAUUUGCCAUGCCACCCCCAAUGGUGUGCCGCUUGCUAUGCCAAGAACCUGCUGUCCCUCUACGUCCCUUCCCUGGGUUUGACCCCAGCACCUCCCUCCGGCUGCCCAAUCUUGGGCCCCUCCCAACCUGCCCAGGAUCUCACCCGAUACUGAUGGCUCCUCUUUCUGGAGAAUCCCAAGAGCCCUCUGCCCUGCCCCGCACAUGCUCAACUCUGAUACUCCAGCCCUGUGGCACCCUAGACCCUCUUCUGCUGCAACCACAGGCCCCCAGAGCCUCUCGCCUGGCCUGGACCUCUGCCCCCUCAGAGCGGCAGCUGCAGCAGGAGGCAGCUGAGGCUCUUGUGGGGCUGAAAGAUUUGUCCCAGGCUCCCCGCCUGACCCCUUCUGUCCCCCCAAACCCUGCCUGGAUCUCCCUGCUCCACCCUUGUGGCCCACCAGCUCCUGCUGGAGGAAGAGGAUUCCAGCCUGUUGGCGCCUCUCUCCGACCCAGCCCAGCCCCCUCCGUGGCUCUGCAUAUUGGGCAUCUGGGGUCCAUCUCCCUCCUAAGCUAGAAGCCCAGAGGUGGAGGCCUU
Diceros bicornis minor is the source of this 1298-nucleotide messenger RNA. It is a transcript of the gene DMRTC2, whose product is annotated as DMRT like family C2. Gene Ontology annotation, molecular function: sequence-specific DNA binding. Gene Ontology annotation, biological process: regulation of DNA-templated transcription. The transcript has 12 exons. The coding region runs from base 87 to 1277 and encodes 396 amino acids. Gene Ontology annotation, cellular component: nucleus. NCBI's taxonomy places the organism in Eukaryota, Metazoa, Chordata, Mammalia, Perissodactyla, Rhinocerotidae. The record is from RefSeq and is a predicted model, not a curated record.